AUGGCCCAGCAACCCGAAGAGACGCCCUGGCACGCCGCAUUCCCGACCCCGUCCAGGUCGCUCUCCGACUCGUCUCUCGCAACCAUCUCGGCGCAGAAGUUGCGGAGCAAGGUUGAGCAGCAACCGGAGCUGUCGAAGCGUGACUUCUUGGUGGUCGACGUGCGGAGAACGGACUUUGAGGACGCCUUCAUCAAGGGCGCUAUCAACCUGCCUGCUCAUUCGUUCUACCCGACUUUGCCGUCGCUUCUUCCCAUUCUCUCCCGCUACCGCUCCGUGAUCUUCCAUUGCCAAUCCUCCUCCGGCCGUGGACCUCGCUGCGCAGGCUGGUACCAGGACGCGCUCGACGAGGCGAACAUCCCGAACGAGCAGAGUCAGGCGGUCGUGUUGACGGGCGGCAUAAAGGCGUGGGUCAAGGCGUAUGGGGAGGACGAGAGCGUGACGGUCAAGCUGGGCGAGAAUGGGAGGAAGGUGUAG
Molecule: messenger RNA, 474 nt
Organism: Rhodotorula toruloides NP11
Lineage: Eukaryota; Fungi; Basidiomycota; Microbotryomycetes; Sporidiobolales; Sporidiobolaceae
Product: protein tyrosine phosphatase
Exons: 3
Coding region: 1-474 (157 amino acids)
Cellular component (GO): nucleus; cytoplasm
Molecular function (GO): protein tyrosine phosphatase activity
Source: RefSeq, a predicted model, not a curated record